Messenger RNA from Oikopleura dioica, 600 nucleotides. Lineage: Eukaryota; Metazoa; Chordata; Appendicularia; Copelata; Oikopleuridae. The record is from the annotation of a GenBank genome assembly.
AUGAAAACUUUUGACUUUUUGAAAGACCGAUUUACUAGCGCCAAAAAGAAACUUUUUCCACUCAAUUUAUGGGGAUGUGUAGGUCAAAUGACGAUGGCCCAGUUCAAGGGAAUCAUUAUCGCUCAGUGGGUGAUCCUAGUUCAAAACUCCCUCUCCGCCGAUUUUUACACCUUGCCGAUUCUUUCCGUCAGUCUCGGCAGCGUAGUCAUUGGCUUCAUCGCUUCUGGCUUCGGAACCAGCAUUUACACGACACACAAUCAGGCCACACCGGAAACGAGCGUCAAAAGAGCAAUGUUCAAUAUCACGGAAUUGAUUUUCAUACUUGCUCUUAUUUUCAACAUCGUUCUGGAUUUCGCGAUUAUUAAUUUUGAUAUCUCUGCCACGCUCGAAACCGUCGACUUGUUUUCAGUCAGGACCGUCCAUCUGGUUUUCAAUGUGGCUCUUUUCUUUUUGGCCCUCGUCACUCUCAUCAUACAGACUUGCUGCUUCUGGAAUCAAAUCGACCGCGAAUGGAUUUUCAACAACUUGGCUGAGGCGCAGACUGUUGCGGAGGAGAAUAAGGCUGAAGAAAAUGCCGAAGCUAAGGAAGAAGAAGUUUGA